Dovyalis caffra is the source of this 1590-nucleotide messenger RNA. The record is from the annotation of a GenBank genome assembly. NCBI's taxonomy places the organism in Eukaryota, Viridiplantae, Streptophyta, Magnoliopsida, Malpighiales, Salicaceae.
AUGUCGUUGAGGCCGAGUGCAAGGACUGAGGUCCGCCGGAACAGGUACAAGGUGGCGGUGGAUGCGGAGGAGGGAAGGCGGAGGAGAGAGGAUAAUAUGGUGGAGAUCCGUAAGAAUCGGAGAGAAGAGAGUCUUCAAAAGAAGAGACGCGAAGGACUUCAGGCACAAGCUAUGCCUGCUGCACUUCACUCUUCUGCUGCGGAGAAGAAGUUGGAACAUCUGCCAUCAAUGGUUGCAGGUGUUUGGUCUGAAGAUGGUAAUCUGCAAUUGGAAGCAACCACGCAGUUCAGGAAAUUACUUUCAAUUGAGCGCAGCCCUCCUAUUGAGGAAGUUAUACAAGCUGGCGUUGUUCCUCGAUUUGUUCAGUUUCUUAUGAGGGAGGACUUCCCACAACUUCAGUUUGAAGCAGCUUGGGCGCUCACAAACAUUGCUUCUGGGACAUCUGAGAACACCAAGGUGGUCAUUGAUCAUGGUGCUGUUCCUAUAUUUGUACAACUUCUUGGUUCUCCAAGUGAUGAUGUUCGUGAGCAGGCUGUGUGGGCAUUGGGAAAUGUUGCUGGAGAUUCUCCUAGAUGCCGUGAUCUUGUCCUUGGUCAUGGAGCUUUGCUUCCUUUACUGGCACAAUUAAACGAGAAUGCCAAACUUUCCAUGCUCAGAAAUGCUACAUGGACGCUCUCAAACUUUUGUCGAGGCAAGCCACAACCUCCUUUUGACCAGGUUAAGCCUGCACUUCCAGCUCUUGCACGCCUUAUUCAUUCGAACGAUGAAGAAGUCUUAACUGAUGCAUGUUGGGCACUCUCAUAUCUUUCUGAUGGCACAAAUGACAAAAUUCAAGCUGUUAUUGAAGCAGGAGUAUGUCCACGGCUAGUUGAGCUUUUGCUGCACCCUUCUCCUUCAGUUCUGAUUCCUGCUCUUCGCACUGUUGGAAAUAUUGUCACUGGGGAUGAUAUGCAGACACAGUGUAUUAUCAAUCAUCAAGCACUGCCGUGCCUUUUGAACUUGUUGACCAACAAUUAUAAGAAGAGCAUCAAGAAGGAAGCUUGUUGGACCAUCUCUAAUAUAACAGCUGGUAACAAGGAGCAGAUCCAGGCUGUAAUUGAAGCUAAUAUUAUCGGUCCACUUGUUCAUUUACUUCAAAAUGCUGAGUUUGACAUCAAGAAAGAGGCUGCAUGGGCAAUUUCGAAUGCUACAUCUGGUGGUACCCAUGAACAAAUCAAGUACCUUGUCAGCCAGGGUUGCAUCAAGCCCUUGUGUGACCUUCUCAUUUGCCCAGAUCCAAGGAUUGUAACAGUCUGUUUAGAGGGCCUUGAAAACAUCUUAAAGGUAGGAGAAGCCGACAAGAAUGUGGGUGAUACUGGAGGUGUAAAUCUCUAUGCUCAGAUGAUUGAUGAUGCUGAAGGAUUGGAGAAAAUUGAGAAUCUACAGUCUCAUGACAACACGGAGAUAUAUGAGAAGGCAGUGAAGAUUCUCGAGACAUAUUGGUUGGAAGAGGAGGAUGAGACAAUGCCACCAGGAGAUGCUUCCCAAUCUGCAUUCCAAUUCGGGGGCGAGGCUCCUGCUGUUCCCUCUGGCGGAUUCAACUUCAGUUAA